Vicia villosa (hairy vetch) is the source of this 935-nucleotide messenger RNA. RefSeq names its product glycine-rich protein A3-like. NCBI's taxonomy places the organism in Eukaryota, Viridiplantae, Streptophyta, Magnoliopsida, Fabales, Fabaceae. Bases 181 to 756 code for a protein of 191 amino acids. The record is from RefSeq and is a predicted model, not a curated record. The transcript has 3 exons.
UUUUUGGUUCUCAUCCUCUUCCUCUUUAUGUCUCCAUUCAUUACUCAAUUCUCAAUUCCAACGCUACCACUCCCUCUUUCUAUUCUAUUCUAUAUAUAUCCACAAGAUCCAUAUUUCUCUCUUCUUCCAUUUUCUUUGCAAUUCUCUUUUCAAGGUGUUUGUUAUUUGGUCUGAAACAAGAUGGGAGGUGGUAAGGAUGGACAUGAUGAAUCUGACAAAGGGGUGUUUUCACAUCUUGCUCAUGGUUUAGCUGGUGGUGCGCACGGUGGAGGUUAUCCUCCCCAACAUGGGUAUCCUCCUCAACAAGGGUAUCCACCACAACAGGGGUAUCCUCCACAACAAGGGUAUCCACCAGCUGGAUACCCUCCACAACAAGGAGGAUAUCCACCGGCUGGUUAUCCUCCACAACAAGGAGGGUAUCCACCUGCUGGUUAUCCUGGUUCUUCUGGUCACGCUGCUCCAGGGUCUCAUGGACAUGGUGGACAUGGUGGACACGGCGGUAUAGGAGGAAUGCUUGCUGGGGGUGCAGCUGCUGCUGCCGCUGCUUAUGGUGCUCAACAUCUCGCCCAUGGCUCUCAUGGCCACUAUCCACAGGGCGGUUAUGCACAUGGUGGCUAUGGUCAUGGUGGUGCUCACAUGCCCCACGGAAAAUUCAAGCAACAUGGCAAGUUCAAGGGGGGAAAGCAUGGCAAGUUCAAGGGGGGAAAGUUUGGCAAGCAUGGUGGAGGCAAGCAUGGAUUCAAGAAGUGGAAGUAAAAUGUAUAUGCAACUACGGUUCUAAAUACGGCGGCUUUAUGCUUGCUACUUUAUAAAUAAACCAUACUUUGUAUGAUGUAUGAUUAUCAUAAUAGGCCCAUUUCUUUUCUUUUAUCCUUCUUGUUUUGCUAUUUCAAUGUACUGGAUCCUUUGAGCAAAAGUGUUUGAGGUAUUGACAA